AUCGAAGUGAGGCCUCAAUCAUCAGUUCCCCUAAUCGUCUUGCCUCUUGAAGCUCCCUCCCAUGGCUUCAUCUUCUUCAACCGUAACGGCGGAGAGGAGGGGAAUUCCGGCGGCUCAAUUCGUAGAAGAUGUUGAGACCUAUCUCUCUCAAUCUGGACUCGACGUCAACUCCGCCCUCUCUUUCCUCCAAGAAAGACUUCAGCAGUAUAAGCUGGUUGAGAUGAAACUUCUUGCCCAGCAACGAGAUCUUCAGGCAAAGAUCCCUGACAUUGAGAAGUGCCUGGAUGUAGUUGCUACAUUGCAAGCUAAGAAGGGUGCUGGUGAGGCACUCAUUGCUGAUUUUGAAGUCUCUGAAGGCAUCUAUUCACGUGCUCGUAUUGAGGAUUCAGAGUCAGUGUGUUUAUGGCUUGGAGCAAAUGUCAUGUUGGAAUAUUCAUGCGAAGAGGCCACAGCCCUUCUACAAAAGAAUUUGGAGAAUGCGAAAGCAAGUUUAGAAGUUCUUAUUGCUGACCUGCAGUUUUUGAGGGAUCAAGUGACAAUAACUCAGGUAACCAUUGCUCGUGUGUAUAAUUGGGAUGUCCAUCAGCGUAGAAUUCGACAAGCUGCUUCUCCUUCUAAAGAUUCAUGAAAUGAGAAUCCCUUUCUCUGAUUGAGAGAUAGGGAGAACUUUUUGUUGCUAAAUUGAGAGUAUGGCUCUAUCCCUUGCUCACAUUAUUCCUAUAAGCAUGUGAGUUGUCUCUGUAUUUUCUAGUAAUGUAAUUUUAACUCCAUGGUCUCACCAUAGCUAAACCAUUGAAAUCCAGACUCAUGUUCAUUAAAUCAUGUGGAUGAAAUCAUUAAUUUACUAGGAGCAAGUUUGGAUUUAUGCUAGAACUUUGGGAAACAUGUAAGAUCUCUUUUUGCUGCAAUUUGUUCUCUUUUUUA
This is a messenger RNA of Rubroshorea leprosula, 924 nucleotides long. The record is from the annotation of a GenBank genome assembly. Lineage: Eukaryota; Viridiplantae; Streptophyta; Magnoliopsida; Malvales; Dipterocarpaceae.